Messenger RNA from Chaetura pelagica (chimney swift), 1926 nucleotides. RefSeq names its product glycoprotein V (platelet) (gene GP5). Bases 1 to 1926 code for a protein of 641 amino acids. The transcript has a single exon. Gene Ontology annotation, molecular function: protein binding. Gene Ontology annotation, cellular component: plasma membrane. NCBI's taxonomy places the organism in Eukaryota, Metazoa, Chordata, Aves, Apodiformes, Apodidae. The record is from RefSeq and is a predicted model, not a curated record.
AUGUUAGUGUUCCAUUUGUCAGUGAUGAUCAAGCUUUUCUUCCAGCUGGAUGCAUCUGUUUGUCCUGAGAAAUGUGACUGCCCUUCAAAACGUGGAAUUUAUUGCUCUGGUCCCCACAUAAAAGACUUGGAGUCAUUAAAUCUGCCUUGCAACAUGACAGAAAUUCACGUAACAGACACUAACGUAACAUACUUGCCGGAUGUUUUUUCCAGGAUGGUAGAACUGCAGCAUCUCAUCUUGUCUUCAAACAACAUCUCUCUGAUUUCACCAGUGGCUUUUAAAGGCCUGAGAAGGCUAAAAGCCCUCAAGCUGCUUGAUAAUAAGCUGGUUGAACUUCCCCCAGAAGUGUUUGAUGACAUGAUACAGCUUCAGCAACUGAUCAUUGAAAAUAACAAGUUAAAAUCCAUAGAAGAAAAUCUGUUUGACAAACUAGCUGGUUUGGAGGAGCUUCUCUUGAACAAGAACCAACUAACAGCACUUCCUAGUGGAGUGCUGAAGAAACUUGCCAAACUCAAAGUACUGAACUUGUCAAGAAAUUGUUUGGCAGUGCUGCCUAAAAACAUAUUUAGUGCAUUAACCAGGCUUGAGAAGCUGAUGCUGUAUUUUAACAGGCUGUCUUCAAUAGAGUCUGGUAUGUUUGAUAGCCUGAAGGAGCUGCUGGAACUCUUCCUGCAUUUUAAUAACAUCCAGUCCAUCAGCCCUGAUGCAUUUCAUUGUCUUCAUAAACUGAGAACCCUAACGCUCUCCAGAAACAAGCUUGAGGCUUUGCCUCCUGGGCUUUUUCUGCACUUGCAUGACCUGUCUAAAUUGACCUUGUACAGUAACCCACUGAAGUCUCUUCCAGAAGUAUUGUUUGGAGAAAUGAGGCAUCUUGGUAGCCUGUGGCUGUAUCACACCAAGCUCUCAACAAUACCAGAUUUUGUGUUCAGUAACUUGACAAAUUUAGAGCUUCUUGUACUGAGUUUUAAUCCAGAGCUUCGUGCUCUUCCUCAGAAUGUAUUCAGUGGCCUGAACGAGCUGCGGGGCCUUUCUCUGCAUACAAAUAAUAUCUCCAGUCUGCCAGAGGGCAUCUUCCUGAGCCUCCAGAAACUGCAGAACAUUUCCCUUUUUGGUUCGAGGCUUGAGGUUCUUCCUAGAAACCUCUUCCAUAAUCUCAAGCACCUUCAGAAAGUUUACCUGAAUAGCACCAAGCUGCAGUCUCUUCCUGGAGAUAUGUUUGCUGCGUUACCUGAGCUGCAGGAAGUCUCCCUUGAUGACAACCCUUGGAAAUGUGAUUGCCAAAUUCUUGGCUUCAAAGGGUGGCUCCAAAGGAGCAUGGAGAUAGUUAAAAAUGUGCCAUCUCUCACAUGUGACAGCCCACUGGCACUGCAGAAUAUUUCUCUCGUGGCUCUAACAGAUGAUCAUCUGAAGUGUCUGCCAAGCAUAGCCAGUACCUACCAGAUGUUCAGAUCAACUUAUUCUCAAGCUUCAACCUCUCUUGUGACAGAGCUGUUGACAUCCUCCUGGGACACUACUGUAGCAACAGUGUCUGACGUGGAUACCAGCACACCCACAUCAGUUCCUCUUUCAACUCCAGCUUUUACCUACUCACAUAUUCAAGAUGUUGGAAAGCAGAGGUUUCAUUUCUCAGAUAUCCCAACCCAAGCUUCUCCCAGUAUUACAGUAGAAAACAACAGUGCCAGAGGAACAGAUUUGGAUACUCUGGUCUGGUGGGAUGAGCUGCCAGCCCGCAGGAGUGCUAAGCCCAAUUUUAAUACAAGAAUAGCUUAUUGUCAGCUAUUCUUGUGCCUUCACAGUUUGAUUUUAGCACUCCAGGCCAUAACCAUUGUGUUUAGUCUGUAUGUGAUGGGUAAAAUCAGGCAGCUCUUGCACUCCAAAAAUACUGCUGCUCAGCCUGUAGUUCUGAUAAAAUUUUUAAGAAGGUAG